Messenger RNA from Siniperca chuatsi (mandarin fish), 4121 nucleotides. RefSeq names its product chemokine-like protein TAFA-2. The record is from RefSeq and is a predicted model, not a curated record. The coding region runs from base 270 to 737 and encodes 155 amino acids. NCBI's taxonomy places the organism in Eukaryota, Metazoa, Chordata, Actinopteri, Centrarchiformes, Sinipercidae. The transcript has 6 exons. Gene Ontology annotation, molecular function: receptor ligand activity.
UUCUUAGGGCGCUAAUGAAAGUGGCCGCAUAUUGUCCGGGAGACAGAUGGUUUCUGUCUUGAUUAAGUUUUAAUUUUCAUGACGGGAAAAGCUGGCAGACAGUGUUCGUCGGAGUGAUCCAACUGUGUUCACAGACCAACACAUCAAACACAGCACAUCACCAACACAUGAAAGAAAACUUGAGAAACUGGAGGAUCGCAUCUGCUGCAAACUUUUGCAUCCUUGAUGAAAUGAUUAUCAUGGUAUGCAGGGUGUGAACCCAGACACUGAUGGAGACUUCUGCAGCGGUGUAUCAUGUAGGCUAUAUCAAUAACCCGAGCAAAGGCAAGAUUAAGCUGAACAUACUGGCUCGACCAUUUCACUGGGGCCUCCUGCUUCUUUGUAUAGUAGGCUUCUGCAGCCAGCUAGUGUCCACUGGCAACCAAAGCUCCCGAGGACAGACAGGAUCAUCACAGGAGAGGACAGGGACUUGUGAAGUGGUUGCUGCUCAUCGUUGCUGCAAUAAGAACAAGAUUGAAGAACGCUCUCAAACGGUCAAGUGCUCCUGCUUCCCAGGACAGGUGGCGGGGACGACAAGGGCUCUGCCCUCUUGUGUUGAAGCCUCCAUUGUGCGUCAGAAAUGGUGGUGUAAAAUGGAGCCGUGUCUGGAGGGGGAGGAGUGCCGAGUUCUCCCUGACCUCACUGGCUGGUCGUGCAUCUCUGGGAACAAAGUAAAGACCACAAAGGUGGCGCGGUAGCAAGACAGACGCUCCAUCUAAUCAGAACAAGCCCGUCCUGGCCUGCACAGUCACCUUAACUAACACUGGACUCUGAGGACAGUGAACGCCCCGUCAGAUAGACCAAAGAACAAUAUAGAUUUAAUUAGAUAUCUCUGGUCUGAGCUUUAAACUGCAGGAACUCAUUACUUUAAUUUCUUUUGGCUUGAACACAAUUUUGGUUGGGGUUAAUCCCAUGGAGUGGACAAUUUAUUAGCAACUGAUUUAAGAUAAAAUGACGCAGCACCUUUUUCCAGUCUAAACAGGCAGCUACUGCAAACGUCUGUAUCAUUGUUUCAGUACUUGAUAUGCUGAGCACAUUGUGAUGCACUCAAUCAAAGUUUGGAUGGGCCUGUUGGCAGACACUUAAAAAGAGAUUUUGUGGAUUUUCAGUAGGCAGAAUGUGAAUCCAGUCAGUGGCUUGUGACUCUCUCUGCCGAUCAAAGCAGAAGACCACAAAUACUGAGAAAUUUAUGAUUGUGUAGCAUUUGUAGACUAUGCUGUCCCGUAAACUUACUCUGAGCUUUGUAAAGAGGUCAGAUCCCUUUGGACUUCUUCUUACCACAAAGAGGCACUCUCACAAACAUGCCUGCACACACACACACACACACACACACACACACACACACACACACACACAAGGUUGCUUUUCGACUCCGCUGGUUGGACAGGCCACCACCUGCAAGGCUGUGAUGGCAUGCACACAAGCAUGAAGCUCUGAUGCAAAACAAGAACUGUUUGAAAUGCUAAUCAUGUGGAGAAAGGGAAAAGAGAAGAGAAGAGGAGCUUCUUUACUGUUGAGAGUAUUUACAUCAUGCUUUUGUUUGUCCCUCUAAACUGAGUGCUCCUGUGGAGGGAACUCCGCUUAUAGUAAUGAUGGGAAACAUUGGAUAUUCUCUGCCUUGAAGCAAAUUGUAGUCACUAACAAAAUACAAUGUUUACUGUUAUUACCACUUCAUCAGUUUUCCUCUUACAUGAAUAAUAUUCCUUCUGAACCCACCCUGAUUGCCUCUCUUUUAUCUCUUGAGUUCAGUCAGACACUUUGCAUUUUACCUUUGCAAUGAAGAGACAUUUUAUAAUAACACAAAUACAACAACAGCAAAUCAUCCCAGCUGAGGCAUCAGACUCGUAUGAAUCCCACAUGCUGUGCUAGUUGAAAACAGCUGAAUUCUAAGCAGUUUGCUCAACAUUUACUUAACGCAAUUAUGCAUAAUGAUUGUUUUGGUAGUGACAAGAUUUGACACUGAGCUGUCAUGCGGUCCAGGGCAAUUUAUGCAUGGCUUUGCAAACAUUCAAGUUCUAAUUAUUAUUUAAUGUUAGCAGUGCUGUGAAUGUCGUCAAAAUGGUAAAAUUGUGUAAUUUUAAGAUUCAUAGAAUGAUAAUAAUGAUAUCGAAUGUGUUGGAUAUUUUAGAAAUCCCCUCCUUUUAAUCAAUGAUGUCAUCCACUUGUAGAGAAUAGAGUAAUGCCUUUGGCAAUGAAUGAAACUUUUGUAGAUUCACUGAAAGCUUAUCACAGAACAAGUUGUGAUUCUGUUCAUGGGCUUCAUAAACAGCAGCGUCUCCAUCAUAACUACUGUAUGUGUCAUAUUGUAGCUACUUUUAGAAACCCACCAGAUGCUUGUGAUGCAGCUGACUACAGUAUUAUAAACAUGAUCUGACACAGUAGUCAGUAGGAAGAUGGUGGUUCAACAUACUGUUUACUAAAGACCUCAGUUGUACAGUGCUACAGUGAACUGCAUUUAAACCGCAAUUAAUCAGUAUUAUUUCAGAAUAUUCAGACCAGAUGCAUAACUCAACAUAUAACUCCACUAUUUAAACAAUCUUUCAAGCAAAAAUGCCAAAAAACAUUCUCUGGUCCCAUCUCAAUUGUCAUUUGCAGCUUUUCUUUGUCUCAGUAUCUUUAGGUUUUGGAGUGUCGGUCAGACAAAAUAUGCAAUCUGAAGACAUCACCUUGGGUUUCAGGAAAUCAUGACGGGCAUUUUAUUCUCUGACAAUCUUUCGACCAAACGGUUAAUCGAGAAAAAUAAUUGGUAGGUUAACAACCAAGAAAUAUUUGAAUAUUUUUAACCUCUCUGUACAAAUGGAUUUAGAUUGGUAUAUUGUUAAAGAUGCUUUUCAGUCACUAAUUUAACUUCUCAAGCUUGGACUGAAAAGUUUACACAGAGGAGUAAGAUUUAACAUAUUAUUGCAAGUUAAACUCAGGAGCUGGUUGGGCUUCUCUUGAACUCCAGCAGUAGUCUUAUCACCUAGUCUUGUUCAUUGAACCAUUCCCCACCUUGUAUUUAUGUAUUCAUAUUUUACGGAAAUGCAAAGCUCAUUGAAGUGGAAGGUCCCAAGAUUCCCUGAAAUCUGAGUAGACCUGGACAAGAAAGCUUUGGAAUUCCUGUACACUGUACACAGUAUAUAUUGUACUGUCAUGGUUGUAUAUUGUCUGUAACAUAAUGUGCUGCCACCUUUAUGGCCAUAUUUUGUCAAAUAAGAGAUUUUGUUUUUCAGAUUCUCAACAACAGCAAACUUUUUGGAAUUAGGUAAAAUCUUUUAAACCCUAGUGGGGUUUAUGUCAGUGAUGACAGCGCGCAUCCUAAAAUUUGUGCCUGUAUUUCUAAAAUACCAGCAGCGCUCACAACUUUCUUUUUCUGAUUAAUUUUCAAAGGAGUUGGUGUGACAUUCAUUAGCUGACUUUCAGAUGUGUCUUAGAUAAACUCUGUGAUUUAUACACACUCACACAGAUUCUUAGAAAAGUUUAAGAAAGCUGUGCAGUACUGCUUUUAUCUAUAAAAUAACCUUAAAGCCAGUGAAAAGAGCUUUAUCUCUGUUCUUCAGUACAAAUUGAGUAUAAACCCUCUGAGCACCUGUCAUAAUACAUGGCUUUAAAAACAAAAAUUCAAAAUGAAAGCAGCCAAAAUAAGGUAAUUAAGAUAGGAGUUAUAGGAUCCUCACUCUUAGCUGGAACAUGUUGCACACAAGAAAGGGGCAGAAAUGCGGCACCUCACAACAGAUGAACAGAAGAUUGAAUAAAUUCUCAAUUUUCUCCAUUUCAUCCACAAAAUAAGACAGAGAUAACCUCAAUUCAGAGAUAUUAUUUACAUAGGUUUGAACAUUUCUUUAGACUUGAUUCUCAUAAGUCAACCCAGUCACAAAUAACACAUUUCAGGCAGCUUAUUUGAUAUCAGUUUGCAAGUGAUAUGUGGCGGGGAACCUUCCGUUUCUUGUGACUGUCUAUUGGGGACAGUAGUUCAUGUUCACUAAUAGAAAAUAAACUGUCCUGGGGCACAUGAAAAACAUAAUGGAAAUGCUGUUCUAUUCCCCUUUAACAACUUUUUCCUCAUCUGGAGUUGACACUUGUAAUAAAAAAUGUAAACACAA